AUGAGCUCUAUGGAUUUCCAAUCACUCUCAUGCUGGGCGAAGCCGGAGCUCCCAUGUGCGGCGUGCCGCCUUCUCCACCGCCGUUGCACCACAGACUGCAUGCUGGCGCCAUACUUUCCUUCAGACAACUCCGACAAAUUUGCCGUCGUGCACAAGGUGUUCGGGGCAACUAAUGUGAUCAAGAUGCUUCAUAGUUGCAUUGAAGAGCUACAAGAACAAAUUCAAGGCGCAGAGAGGUUACUGCUGGAGUCACAGGAGCAGAAAAACCAACUGCUGUGUUUUCUAAAUCAGCCGUUCGCUCCACCAUACGAGGAAAUGAGUGGCUGCGGUGGCGUCGAGAAUGGCUUAUUUGGAGAUAGCUUAAUGUUCAUGGAUCGUGCUUAUGGAUUUGACUCUGAUUAG
This is a messenger RNA of Phalaenopsis equestris, 402 nucleotides long. Its product is annotated as LOB domain-containing protein 28-like. Bases 1 to 402 code for a protein of 133 amino acids. The transcript is spliced from 2 exons. The record is from RefSeq and is a predicted model, not a curated record. NCBI's taxonomy places the organism in Eukaryota, Viridiplantae, Streptophyta, Magnoliopsida, Asparagales, Orchidaceae.